AUGUUAUCUGACGCUGAAUUAAUGUCAGUUAAAGAUACUGUAACUAAAUCAAUGAUAUCAACAUGUUCUCGUUCUGAAGCUAUUGAUGCUUGUUUAAAAUGUUCACAAUCAGCAAUGCAAUUAUUAAGACGAAAAAAAAUUCGAAGAGAUAUUCUUAUGCAGUAUUUAGCUAAAAAAUCGGUAGCAAUUAGUCCAGGUGCUGAGAAGGUAAAACUUAUUAAACAGAUAAUAGAUUUUUGGAAUAAAGGUUCUCAAUCAACAUCAAACAAUGUAUCAUCUUCAAUUGCAUUAACAAGUAUUAAUCAAUUAUCAAUUCAAUUUACUGAAUGGUUUUAUACAUCAUGGAAUAAUUUAUCAACAUUUCAAUCUGAACAUUUUUUUCCCGAUUGUCAAUUAACUCUUAUACAUGAAAAUAAUCGUCGAAUUUUAGGUGCAUAUUAUGUUUGUGAUGUUCUUCGUUCAUAUGUUGCUAAUAAAGAAUUACGUUUUUGUCCAAAUAUACAAUCAAAUAAAGUUGAAGAAUCAAAACAUGGUCUUGUUCUAAUACAAAUUCAUGGAACAAUUCAUCAACGUAAUACAUGUAUUGGAAUCUUUGACCAAUCAUUUGGUUUAGUUCGGGAUCCCAAUCAUAGUAAUAAUUAUUUGAUUAAAUUUUGUUUUCUUAAUAUGCAAACACAACAAGAACAACAACAACAACAACAACAACAAAUUUUAUCAAUCAAUCAAUCGAUACCAACUUAUCUUGUUGAUAUGAUGCAAAAUUAUGAUCAAACAAUUCAACAUCAAAUUGAUUCAACUGAUUAUAUUAUUGAGGAUCCAGAUGAUGAUAAUGAUAAUGAUGAAAACGAUUAA
This is a messenger RNA of Rotaria sp. Silwood2, 852 nucleotides long. NCBI's taxonomy places the organism in Eukaryota, Metazoa, Rotifera, Eurotatoria, Philodinida, Philodinidae. The record is from the annotation of a GenBank genome assembly.